Molecule: messenger RNA, 444 nt
Organism: Prunus armeniaca (apricot)
Lineage: Eukaryota; Viridiplantae; Streptophyta; Magnoliopsida; Rosales; Rosaceae
Source: the annotation of a GenBank genome assembly
AUGCUCGGUUCCUUCACCACCACUGACUGCACCGUGGAUCAACUGCCUACGCCCUCGGCGGAGCCCGACGCUGAGGGCGCGACCUCUCAGCUGCCGCCAAUAAACCCUACUGCCGAGAUAACCUCCGAAGGUCGAGGGAGGAAAAGGUCGACGGAAGAGGUGACGACCGUUUAUGAGGAAGGUAAAAUCAUUGAGGCUGAAGGCGAGGCUAGCGUGGUUGUUGGAGCAACGGUUAAGGAGGGUGAGGCCGUUGGAGUGGUUGUCGUAUCAGAAUUGCAGGCGUCACGUCUUGCCAAAAGGCUACACAUCACACUGUCAUCCUUAAAGUAUGAGGGCGAAGAUGAGGCUUCCCCCACAGAGGAUGACCCCACAGUCGUGACCGAGGUGACUGGCGUAAAAACCAUCGCGACCUCAGAGUUGCUAUUGCGGCAAUGCCAUCUCUAG